Messenger RNA from Centrocercus urophasianus (Greater sage-grouse), 7448 nucleotides. RefSeq names its product cilia and flagella associated protein 43 (gene CFAP43). The record is from RefSeq and is a predicted model, not a curated record. The transcript has 37 exons. Gene Ontology annotation, biological process: sperm axoneme assembly; cilium assembly. Lineage: Eukaryota; Metazoa; Chordata; Aves; Galliformes; Phasianidae. Gene Ontology annotation, molecular function: protein binding. Gene Ontology annotation, cellular component: axoneme. The coding region runs from base 1681 to 6573 and encodes 1630 amino acids.
AGGGCGCGUCAUGUCUUCUCGCCUGGCCCCGGUCCCUCGUGCUCUAAAGUAGCCCUGUGUGGUUGUCGGACAGGAGUGCAGAUAAAGGAGGGGUGCUGCUGUGUUCUAGGUCUGUGUUAGUGUGGCGGGUAGAAGGAAGAGAGAGGGGAAGAAGCGUUGAAUAAUUGGAACUGAGCUCUUGGUGGAUUUGCAUUAACCUUGAGUUUUGCUUACCUCCUAUAGCAAAGAGAUUCUGAAAGGAGUAUAGGAGUAAGCAGCUCUGACUAGGUUUAUGUUAGAGCCCGAUGAGAUAAUAAGUGAGGCAUAACUUGUUUAUUCCUGUGUUCCUGUUCUGGCACCUGGUACUGUGAGCCCAUAUGCUUUGGUCCUGUUUGUGGCUGCUUCCUUUUCCUGUUUUACCCAAAUCACAUCAACCUCUGAACUUUCCAGAGGUUGCUCUGUACCUCCUAUAUCACACCAUUGUUUCCUGCCAUAGCUUUUAAUGUUUCUUUUAUUUUCAAUCCUCAGUCCUCUCAGCAGUGUAAACUUGAAUGAAUUUUUCAUAGUAAUCUAGGAUGCUUAGGCAGUUUUUUUUGUGUGUGUGUGAUUUUUUUUUUUUUUUUUUUUUCUUCCACAUAAUGGAAGAGAUACUUAAGCUUCCUUAUCUGGUAAAGUAUUUUAGCUGUUUGAUCAUAUUCUAUAGCUAGGAUGAGACUACCAUAAUUAGUAGAACUUCAGCUUUAAUAUAUGGUAACUGUCGAGUCUCAGCCUGAACCACUGAUUGAGCACCUGGGGAAAGGACCUGGUCAGCCCUGGGAGAAGCAGAGGUGAAGGCAACUCGGCUGUGUGACCAGAAGGGGUGGAGCCUGGCUCCAACUCUCUUAGACCUCGUUUAAGGGCGGACUGCCAGUGGUGUAGGUUCUCUGGUAGGAGAUCCUUCAUUUGUGGGGUUUUUCCUGUGAGUUUAGGUCUUCAGAGACAGGUAAGUGCUUUCCCUUUUUCUCUGGAGCACCUUUUUAUCCUGCUUGUCCCUUUGUCAUUAUAUCUCCUGUAUUGCUGUUCCACCAUACUGCUCUUUCUGAUUGUUAUGCUUAAGUGUUCUGAUAUUUACAGAGUAAAAUAAUAUCAGCUGAAACAUGCUGUUCCUAUUUCAAGAAAAAAUCUUGUGCGAAGUUAGUGUUUGUGUAAAAGGGGCUGGAAAAAUGCUCAUCAGCUGAUAUGUCUGUGUUUUGUUGCCAUGGUAUUCAGUUCAUUAGUAAGGAUAAAAAGUCAAUGUGUCAAUCCUCUCUGCCUACAUUUAUUCUUCCUGUAUAUAGCAGAAGAGGCAAAGACCUCUUUCAGCCUAACGCUGUUAUCUGGAAGAUGAUAAAAGGUAGGAAGAAAUUAGAAGGGAUGGUACUACAGUGGUGUUGUACGCAGAGGAUGGUAGUAUGCUGAGUAAAUGUUGCUAUGUUCCUAUCAAACUAAUAUGUGGCUCAGUUAGAUGUCUUAACUGAGAGCUAAAUGCAAGUUCCUGUGAUAAGGGGGUGCUGAUGUUGAUUAUCUAUGUGCUUUCUCAAAGGUAGAAACUUCUGCAGAUAGUUAAGAAUUUGCUGACAGUGUAGUUUCAUAAGGUGACUGCUCUUCAGUGAUUUGCUUCAGUCCCUGUAUAGCACAAGCCUGUUUUACAUUCCCUUUUCAGGUGUUUUUUUUUUUUGAGAAAUGUAUGUAUGUAACUGUUCUAACACUUACUUUUUCUUAAGUUGGGUUCACGGAUUCUCAAACAAGAACUUCGGCUUUAUCAACAAUCAAACUGUCUGCUACUCCUGUGGCAAUUACAUCCUCUUCUUGGACAUUAAAACAAAGAAGACAACAGCACUGCAGUGUCAGACUGGCCAGGUGGGAGCCUUUGCAGUGAACCCCAACUAUGGAGUGCUGGCCUUUUCAGAUCGGAAGCUGAAUCCUGUCAUAUAUAUCUACAGUUUUCCAGAGCUGAAUAAACUGACAGAGUUAAAAGGUCACAUUCAGUUGGACUACACCUUACUUGCAUUUAGUUUCUUGGGUCCAUAUCUAGCCAGUUACUCUUCAUUUCCAGACUUUGUUCUUUCAGUAUGGAACUGGCAAGAGAAUAUCCUCCUGUGCAGUGAGUCUCAGCCAGGAGUAGCAGCAACCUCCAUGAGUUUUAAUCCUAUGAACUGGCAGCAGCUCUGUUUUGUUACUGAGAGCUCUGUUACCAUCUGGCAUAUUGAAAGAAAUCAUGAUGAGCAUUGUCUUAUACAAAACCCUGUGAAACUCCCUGAUGUGCAAGGUUCUCUGAAUCAUCAUAAGGAUUUGUUUUUCCCUUAUCCUUGUGUUGAAGAUCCCUACCAUGGCCCUGUUAUGCCAGUUUCAGCCAUUGCUGGACUGGUAGGAGAUGAAGCAGAAACAUUUGUGCCUAGAAGUGAUAUUAAGCCUUCAUUGCGUCCUACUGCCCAUUGUUGGACUGCAACCUCUGACAUUUACCUGGGCUGUCAAGAAGGUUAUAUUUUGGCAAUUGAUACUAUGAAAUGCAGUGCUUCAAUUAUUCAACGAAAACCUCUAUCUGAACAGGUACGUAAAGUAUCGGACAUGUUGGACUACAUUCGUAGAGAAGUACAGAAAAAGAAAGGUGGCAAACCAAAGGCCCUGCAAAGAACAGUUGUGUUUACCAUGGCAAUUUGUAAUGAGGGACUGUACACAGCUGGAAUUGAGGGCAUUUUAUACAUGUAUCGUAUCAGAGAUCUCCAGUAUGAGAUGGAAAUCUGCGCUGACAUCUCAGAGCCCAUAUCCACCCUCAUAUUCUCUCCUGAUUACACAAUACUUCUGAUUAUUACUGAUCAGGGGACAAUCUAUUCUUACGAACCUGCCCACAGUGGAGAAGCUGUCAAACUCCCGAAUGCAUUCAGCAGUUAUUUGCUGGCUGCUGAUUUCCUUACUCCAGGGGACAAGUACUGUGUGUCUGUAACAAUUUCAGGUGAAGUAAAAGUUUGGCUUCUGGAAAAUGGGACUUGCCUCAGCGUGCUAAACCUUGAUAUUGAGGCAACGGCUAUGGCUUGCUGUCCCUCUUCAAACAGUGUUGCUGUAGGAACAAAAGGGGGUCAAAUCUAUUUUAUUGACAUUACCAAAGUUGAAGCUCCACGGGUUGUUCACAGAAUUUUUCUUUCCAGAUUUCCAGUACUAUCUUUGCAUUAUGAUCAGAGUGGCCAGUUCCUCAUCAUUAGAGCUGUGGAAGGAUAUAUCUUUAUUCUAGAUGCUCGGCCUUCAAAAUUAUUCCAAGUUCUUGGAUAUGUAGGAAUUGAUAAGUAUGCUAACGAUCAAGGAAUGCUAAAUGCUAGUGCUAUUAAAAAGGAGCAAUAUGAUCUGGAGUACCCUCUGAGUUCAGCAGUCAAACUGAAGGAUAACACUGUUUAUGGCUAUUGUAGCUGUGCACCUUUCAUCUGUAAAUACAAUCUCUCUAAACAGAGCAUUUUGGAAGAUCCACCAGUAUUUAUAUCAGAAAAAGUAAUUCCUACCAAUCAGUUUGGAUCAGGAUUCAUCUGUUUGUCACCCAACAGCCGAUGGCUGGCUUCAGCUGCAGAGGAUGGUGUUUUGUUCAUCUAUGAUACUUCUACCAUGGAGCUACUUGUUCAAAACUAUUGUCACUCAUAUGAAGGAGGGGGAAUCAGAUCUGUGGUAUUUUCACCAGAUGGCAAAUUCAUCCUGGUCAGUGGUGAAAGUGACAGUGCCCUGGUGUGCCUGAAAUGGAAGAAGAUAAAGGAAAUGGAAGUUAAGGAAGCUGAUUUGCACUGGCAAUCUCUUCUUACUAUACUGAACAAGUCUAUUUUGGAUGAAAAUGCUGUUUUAAGAUGUAUGGCAGGAUGGCAGACUGAGUCAGAAUCCACAUCAGAAUCGGUUCCAGAAGAGAAAUCUGAGAAGUCACCACUUGAACCUUCCAGUGCAGCUGUGACAGAAGAUGGAAACCUUGGAAAUUUGCAUUCAGACAGUACUAGUGAAAUGACCUGGUUAUGUCAGAAAAUAGAGAAGGUCAUUAAGGAAGAGUCUGAAAGGUUUGCCAACCAGAAGAAAGAGAUUCAAAUGGGAAUUAAGAAGCUGCAUAAAACUAUCCAGAAAAUGAUGCAUGAAAAUGAACAGGUGCCAGAUAUUGAGAAACUGGGACAGCAGGAGUUCAACCUGGAUAUGGAAGAGCAGGAAAAAGCACAAGCAGAGGCUGAAAGAGAAGUGGCCAGGAUAAGGGAGAAGAUUGAAAUGGAGAUCUUAGCUAAUUGCUACUUGCAGGAUGUCAUCAAACAUGAGUGCUGGGAUUCCAUGUGUGUAAAAGGACGGGCAGUUAAGUGUUUCCGUAUAGCUUGUGAAGUGAAGAAUUAUCCCCUGAAGAAACGCGAUGAAGAAGAGCUGAGAACUUUGGAGAAAGUUCUGCACUUAAGGAAGUUAGAAGCAGCUAAUCUUAAGGUUCAGAAAAAAGUUCUUGAGACUAAAUCUGAGGCUGUAUUAUUUGAAGAAGAAGAGAAUACAGGAGAAGUCAUGGCUGGUGAUACUGCAUCUUGCUGCCUGGAUGGAAGUCUGAGUUCUCAGUAUGGUGCAGACACAUCUAUACUUUACCACCAAUUGGACUUGCACUCCAGGGAGCAGAAAGUCAAUCAGAUAGUAUUACUGAAGGACAUCAUAUAUAAAGUGAAAACUGCUUUUAAUAAGGAAUUUGACAUAGUUGCUCAACAAAAGGAGCAGGAGAUAGCACGAAUUAAAGAAAGAAACAUAAGGAUCCGAGAAAUCUUGGGACAACUUGACCUCCAAGUGGAAGUGUGGGAGCCAGGUCUUACAUGUGAUGAGAAACCAGACCAGGUGUUUACUGUUCAGGAUUCAGAGAUUAAAGCUGAAAAAUACUUGACUCCACAAGAGAGAGAGAAAGCAGAAAUGCUGACCAGACUUGAAAUGGAAAGACACCUUGCUUCUCUGGACAGUGAAAGACAGCGUGCUCUCAAUGACAUGAUGGGUGGAGUUCUAGAAGUCACGCAGGAAGAUAUCUUGAAAAUUGAUAUUCCUCCACCUUAUUUUAUAUCCAAGCCUGAAGAUGAAUGGAAUGAUCAAGAAAAGAAAAUAUUCAGAAAAUACGAGGAAAAAGUUAAAGAGCUGAAUGAAGAAAAAGAAAAGUAUAGAAAGGUACUGAAAAAUGAAUGGGAGGAACUCGAAGCUUCCAUCCAGGAAACAACACAAAACUUUGAUAAGAAUGUGUGCAAACUUUUUGAAAAGAAAGUGAACUUAGAGAAGGUCAUCUAUCAGGAAGAACUCAAAAUCGUCAAUCUCAUUUAUUCUUUAAUGUUGGAUGAGGAGUUGGACAGUAGAAAAGCUGGACUUUGUCAUUUCCUGGUAAAGAAGCAGAAAGAGAAAGUCAAGAUUGCAAGAACAGUGGAGACUACAAGAAAGAAAAUUGAUUUUUACACAGAGCAAUAUGAUAAUGCAGUAGCUGAAGAUAAGAAUCUGGAAUAUGGCUUUAGGAAGAAUUUUGCUGAUGUUCCUGCUAAUCUUCUUGAUGAACUUUCGGAACUUUACAAAUGUCACCCAAGGACUGUAAUGACAGAAAUCUCUCUGGACACUGCAACCUAUUCCAGAAGUUCUUCAAUGUCAGCUGAAGAUUACAAAGAUGAACUCACCCGUUUAAUGAAAGCCAUGGAUGAACUGGAUAAUCCUGAGCACAUGCCUAAUGGCUUAGACCCAUCUAUAUGGGAAAGUUUUUGUCUAGCUAGACGAAAUAAAUUAAAGAGUGAGCAGCUGGUGAAAUGGAUGGCCCUAAUUCUGGCAGAAAUUGAGGUCUUUCUCCAAAGAAGAAUAGAUGACAAUGAGAAGAUGAGCUCAAAAAUAGAAAAAAUUUUCCAAGAACUCACUUGGCUGCAGGAGGAGAAGAUAAAAUUUCAACUGAAUUUGACUUUCCAGUUUUUGCUAAAACAAGGACAGGUAGAAUUUGAAAGUACUGAGAUCCCAGAUUACGCUGAUGCCAUUUUCAUUAAAAAGAGCGUUAUUGAAGAACUGAAUUGCAAUAUCAUGGAUCAAGUAGAAAAAAAAAUUGCUAGCAUGGUGGAAUGCAAAGAAUUCUCUAAGGGGAUAUUUCAGCUGGAAUGGGAGCACAAGAAAAUGAGAAUGCAAAUAGAAGAUCUGAAUCAGAAAGCUCGGGAUAUUGCAACAUUACCUAUUACCAAAGAUCGCCAGCUAUUCCUAACCAUGCUGGACUAUGAUAGCCACAUUGCCCACCGCAUCGCAGUGAUGGAGCAGACUCUUUGUGUCAUGGAUAAGCUGCACAAGAAGAAUAUGAAGAAGCAUCAGAAGAGAAUCAAAGAGUUGGAGAAGUGCAUCAGUUUAAAAGAGCAAGCAAACUAUGAGCUGAGCCUUGAGCUGAAGGAAAUGCUCGUGUCUGUUUCAGAAAGGAGGCAUAUCUAUCAUGCAGCUGACAUGCAGCAUAUUUUUGAAAGGAAUGCAAAGCGGCGUUACCAGGAGAUUUUGAAGCAGAAACAUCUGCGAGGUCUCAUAGAGGAACAGGAAAAACACCUUGGAAUUCUUCAAGCAGAAGCUGAAAGAUUAAGAUCGAAAACAUUCCCUAUUCUUUAAAAAUCCCAAUCCUGGUAGAUAUACAAGAAUAUGAAUUUGGAAAUCUACCUUUUGUCUCUGCACUUGUCUUUCAGCAAAUAUUUUUUUCUGGUACCAUCUCCUGUUCUUCUGUUUCUUCUCAAAUAACAUCACUUUGAAGGAUACAUGUUUGUUUCAUGCAUUUUGUACCUUGUCUUACCUACAUUUUUUUUCUUUUGUGAUGCAUUUCUGCUCUUUUGAUUAUAUAAACCAUAUAGCUUAUUACAGAAAAUAACUGAAAGAUUAUCUUGUAGGAAUUAUAGGAAUACACCUAUUCUACUUUCUUAGAAUGCAGUUGUAGGAUAUUGUGAAGUACUGCAAGAAAGCAGUAAAUCUGCGUCUGCCACUUGCUUCCCUUUUCCAUGCUUCAUGUCAGUUUCUCUCUACCUUUAAUAAAUUCCCAUAAAAUCUAAAAUUAUUCCUCUGACAGUAUUAAUAGCUUUGAUAUCUUGAUUCAGCAAAAUCCUAUACCUGUAAUGAAAUGUACUUCUGUUGUGACUGCAUUACAAACACUUCUGCUUAAUCGCCUCAGAGGAUUUUAAAGGAUUCCAAAUACAUCUCCAUUCUUCCUGCAUGCUUUUUUGCUUCUUGCUGAAACUUCCUUAGAAACAACAGAAUUCCAAACUCGCUAAAGGUCUUAGGAAAAAGAACUGCCCCCAAAAGGAAGUCCCAUCAUCUUGUUUCAGUAAGUUAAAGAGGCAGAAGAAAUGAAUUAUUAAUACCUAAAAUGUGAUCAGUAAUAAAUGUUGUUCUUCAUUAAUUCCCAGUGGGCAAUGCCACUCAGUAUUCCUCAAAGUAAACUGUGGCUACAAACUUCAAUUUAAUGAGCCCUAACAACAUUAAAACAAACUAUUUCA